Messenger RNA from Malassezia vespertilionis, 1662 nucleotides. RefSeq names its product cathepsin D. The coding region runs from base 1 to 1662 and encodes 553 amino acids. Gene Ontology annotation, biological process: proteolysis. Lineage: Eukaryota; Fungi; Basidiomycota; Malasseziomycetes; Malasseziales; Malasseziaceae. Gene Ontology annotation, molecular function: aspartic-type endopeptidase activity. The transcript has a single exon. The record is from RefSeq and is a predicted model, not a curated record.
AUGCAACUCCCCCUCACCUUUGUUGCAGGCCUUCUCCUGGGCCCCUUUUCCUUCUUUGUCGAAGCCAACUCGGUGGCUCUUGAGCGCCGUAACAUGUUGAUCUCAGCUAAUCAUCAGCUGAAUAUCAAGGCAGUGAAGCGCCAGGAUAACUAUAUCCAGAGCAAGUAUUCUGCCGUCUUAAACAACUACGCGCACAACACGGGUAAGAAACACCCGUGGAGGACCGUCAUUAACCGUCACUCAAAGCGGGGGUCUAAUAAUACCGUCGAUUUAGAGGAUGUUCAGCACCAGGCGUUAUGGGCUGGCAAGAUGACUUUUGGCGGGCAGUCGUUCAACGUUGACUUUGACACGGGCUCUGCCGACACGCUGGUCGUUCCAGAGGCGUACGAUCCCCAAAAAUCUCAAACCUCAAAAGAUUCUCGCCAGACAUUUACUACUUCAUAUGGCGAUGGUACCACUGCGCAUGGUACUAUCUAUUCCGACAAUUUGGAAGUUGCGGGCUUGAAAGCUACUGAUGCUGCUAUUGGCAGGUCCAAUGAUCACUUUAUCAGUAACCAGGAAGCCAAGUCAAACCAGGGUAUUGCUGGUAUGUCAUACCCCAGCCUUGCCCAGUUCCCUAAAGAUCUUCCUCCAUUUUUUGAGACGCUCAAACAGCAGAAAGCAGUAGACCAAGGCGUGUUUCAAUUUACACUCAAGGCCGGCAGUGGCUCUACGCUGAUCUUUGGCUCUAUUGACAAGAGUCAAUUUGAAGGUGAUCUGAUCUACGUCGACGUGGACCACUCGAAGGGAUUUUGGAGCACACCGGCCAAGCUCAAUGGUCAGGACAUCAAUGCCAUUAUCGACUCUGGUACCACGCUUAUAGUGGGUCCCAACGGCGAGGUUCAGUCUUUUAUCAGUAAAAUGCAAGGUAUGAAGCCUAUGCAAAAUGGCCCUUCUGGCUCAACGAUGUACACGUAUGACUGCAACAUGAAGCCCGACAUUACGUUUACCUUCGGCGGGAAGGACUUCAAGCUUAUUGACGAUGCUACACGCUACGGCAAGAUGGGUGACGAAUGUGUGCUCCCUAUUCAAGGACAGGAUUUGCCGAUGAAGGCGUGGAUUGUCGGUGACCCCCUGUUCCGAACCACGUCGAUUGUGUUUGAUACAGAGAAAAAUCGUAUGGGUUUCGCCAUGCAGUCUAGCAAUGGCGGCAGCGGUGGCGGCUCGGACGGCGGCUCGGACGGCGGCUCUAGCGAUGGCUCGGGUAGUGGUUCUGGCGGCUCGGACGGCGGCUCGGGUAGUGGUUCUGGCGGCUCGGACGGCGGCUCGGACGGCGGCUCUGACGGUGGUUCUGGCGGCUCUGACGGCGGCUCGGGUAGUGGUUCUGGCGGCUCGGACGGCGGCUCUGACGGUGGUUCCGAUGGCGGCUCUGACGGCGGUUCGGGUAGUGGUUCUGGCGGCUCUGGCAGCGGCUCUGGCAGUGGCUCAGAUGGCGGCUCGGAUGGUUCUGGCAGUGGUUCUGGCAGUGGUUCUGGCAGUGGCUCGGAUGGCAGCUCGGAUGGUUCUGGCAGCGGUUCUGGCGGUGGCUCGGAUGAAGGCACCAAGGGCAGCAGCAAGAGUCACAAAGGCCAUGCUAUGGGUCAUGUCAAGGGCCGUGCCAUGGGCGAAACCAGCUGGGCCUAG